AUGAAACAAAAGAUUGCGACACGCGUACCUGCUCCACCUUCAUUGAUUGCAUUGGGUCUCGAUGACUAUAGCGAUUGGGACGAUCAGCACUCACCAGCCUUACGCCCAACAUCCAAUGAUAGCGCGUACUCUUCUUCAGCUACCUCUCCACCUCCACCACAACAACUUAACGCCAUCCAUGCAAAACAAUAUUCCAAUACUGCAAUAGCAUCGUCGUCAUCGUCAUCAUCAGCUAUGCCACGUUAUCAUACAGUCUUUAGCGAGGAUGAAGAUGAUAGUGGACCAUCAGCAAGUGGAUCAUCAUUGGCAGCUGCCGGCAACAUGUUUUCAUCACUUUUACCAUCAUCGAUGCGUUCAUCUUCACAUCAGCAACAAUCCAUGGGAUUUAUGGAUCCUGUCCUUAUCUCGCCUGCCUAUCACAUUCAUCAAGCCGACAAUGCUUUAUCGACGCUGAAACAAGUGGUGCGUGAUGAUGGUUGGAAAAAGGCACUCAAGCACAAGAGUGGUGUCGUGGUCCAUAUGAAACAAGGCAUCCACAAAGGCGACAAGACACCCAUCUUUAAAGGUCAAGCCAUUAUCCAUGGAUUCUCGCCUCAAUCUAUAUUCUAUGUCAUUGGCAUGCGUCGACUAUGGGAUGAAAGUUACGAAGAUGGGAAUCUAGUGGAAAACCUUAAUGAUACGACCUCUCUCACUUACGAAGUCAGCAAGGCCACUGCUACAUCAAAAUCCCGAGAUCUAUCUCUGGUAGAAAAGAUUGAAUGCAGCCAAGAUGGAACUAUCACCUUUGCAUGUACAAGCGUUGAGUCACCAAGGUUACCUAAGGUGCCUGGUCGUGUGCGUGCACAAGUCAAGUUACAAGGAUGGAUUCUUGAGCCAACUCGUGGACCUACACCUGCAACACGUGUCACUUUUGUGGUGCAAGAAACAAUCAAAGGAUGGAUGCCUGGAUUCACCAAAAAAUCACUUGCCAGACGACCACUUGCUAUUGCUGCAGUCAAUGAAUAUCUUCAGAGGAAAACAGACCGCAUGCGUGCCCAAAGCAAAUCUUCCCAUCAUCGACCCUCCGUGUUUGGUCCCACUCUUGAACCUCGCCCUCACAGAUUAAAUACCCAGCAUCCAUCACCAACAACGAGUCUACAAAGCUUUGAAUCCUCAGUAUCACCAACACCAUCACCUACCAAUUCUCAACGAUCCAUUUUGACCGACAACAACAACACCACCAACCCUACCACCAAAAAGCGUAUCACUUUUGCAGAUCAAGAUAAGGCGCCUACAUCCGACAAUGAAAACAAUCCAGGAUCAUCAUCAAAAUCAAACACGCUGUCAUUAGCGCCUCCAACAACAACAACAAUCCCCGGACGACACCUUUACCCAUCACAACGACAUCCCAAAAAGAAGGUGGAAAGUCUUGAAACAUUGAAGCGACUUUCAGCAACGUUGGAUGAUUGGACCAAGAAAGGAGAGCGUGAUGGCGUGGAUUUGUAUACGCGAUCUGAAAAUGGCAAGGCACUCUUUUUGCGUGGAGAUUGCAUCAUUGAAGGCGGAUGGACAGCUGAACAAUUAUGCUCGGUGAUACACUGUUUUGGAGCACGAAAGAUUUGGGACGAGCGCUUUGAGGAUGGCAAGAUUCAUGAUCGAUUUAGCCAAAAGGAAUAUCUCGUUCAAUGGUGGCUACGUAACAUGUUCCCUGUGAAUUCGACCGAUAUCUCAGCCAUCACCAGCAUUGACACGGAUGCAACCACUGGCACCAUUUACACGGCAAGUACAAGUGUUAUCGAUGCCAACAUUCCUGUGGAUGAGACAAAGCCAUGCGUUCGAGGCCACACUGAUUUGAAUGGAUGGGUGUUUACGCCUCUGCUUGAUGAACGAGGUCGUACCAAAUCUGUCAAAGUUACCAUGGUGUGUAACAUGGAUUACAAGUGCGACAACAUUCCUGCCAACACUGCCAAAGUGAUUCAAGAUGAGAUGUUUGCAUGUGUUGCCAAUGUGCGUGAUUACGUGGAAGAAUAUGGAUGUCCUCCGUACAUUCGACGCGUGGCUGGCAAGGUAGCUGAAGAGGAAUUCGAGAGCAAAACAGGGACAUACCAAGUGACCUACAUUGCCAAACACGAGCCAUCGCAUUCAUAUCGAGCACGACGAAGUGGAUGGUGCACAGACAUUCGAUUUCACCGAUCCGUGUAUCCUCAAGGCUUGGAUGUCAAAGUCUCUCCCUCAAAUGGCACUCGUGUUGAAAUGUCUUCUGAUAAUCGAAGUAUCCGCAUAUUCACAACCAGUUCAGAAAUGGAAGGAAAACGUGUUGUUGUUCAAUUGACAACUGAACAUCGUGCCAAGCAUGAGAAAACAUCCAGCACGCAAGAGAUCACUACCCCUCAGAAACAAGAAGAACACGCCACAGCCAAAACAAUCAUUGAAGAGGAACCCAACAAUAAUCCAUUACCAUCACCCGUCAUCGAGACAAAGGAUGAACAAAUUACACAACCCCAACAACAACAACAUGAACAACCAAGCUCUCCUACUACCACCAACCUUUCAACACAUCCUUUGAAUCCAUCCCAUCCAAUUGAUUCCGCCACAACACCUCUCUCACCUACCUCACACAUUUCAACCGAAUCAAGCCAGGCCCAAGUACCGAAAGGCUACAUGCUGGUCCCCCAAACCUAUCAAAACAACAACAUCGUCAUUAUCUCAGAUGAGCUCACAUUCAAUGGGCAGCAAUUGGCUGUUAUUUUCCUGGCAAUGGUCUUCUGCUACUACAUGGGCAAAUUUGCAUGUACCUGUGGAUAG
Molecule: messenger RNA, 2784 nt
Organism: Lichtheimia ornata
Lineage: Eukaryota; Fungi; Mucoromycota; Mucoromycetes; Mucorales; Lichtheimiaceae
Exons: 7
Coding region: 1-2784 (927 amino acids)
Molecular function (GO): lipid binding
Source: RefSeq, a predicted model, not a curated record